AUGUCACUUUUUGUUUCUUUGUAUCUAUCUAUCUAUCUAUCUAUCUAUCGAAGGGGGUGCGCCCCAACACUAUCUAUCUAUCUAUCUAUCUAUCUAUCUAUCUAUCUAUCUAUCUAUCUAUCUAUUUAUGUGUUUUAUUUUCCCUUUCUUUCUUUAUUUGUUCAUUCUUCCUUUCUCUCGUUCAUUUCCAUCUUCUCCUCUUUUUUUUCAUUUCUUUCUUUCUUUCUUUCUUUCUUUCUUUCUUUCUUAACUGCUCACAUCGACCCCUUUCAUACAUUCUAUCUAUCUAUCUAUCUAUCUAUCUAUCUAUCUAUCUAUCUGUGCCUGUUCAUUAUUCUAUCUACCUGUCUAUUAGUUCCUUUAAAUCUCUAUUCUACUCAUUAUCUAUCUAUCUAUCUAUCUAUCUAUCACACUCUUCAUUUUCUUUCUUUCUAUCUAUCUCCUCUAUUCACAUCUAUCUAUCUAUCUAUCUAUCUAUCUAUCUAUCUAUCUAUCUAUCUAUCUAUCUAUCUAUCUAUCUCAUAUGGAGUUUAUCUCUUUAUCCAAUCUCAUACUGAAUCUAUCUAUCUAUCUAUCUAUCUAUCUAUCUAUCUAUCUCAGUCUGUUCAUAUCUAUCUAUCUAUCUAUCUAUCUAUCUAUCUCAGUCUGUUCAUAUCUAUCUAUCUAUCUAUCUAUCUAUCUAUCUAUCUAUCUAUCUAUCUAUCUAUCUCAAUCUGUUCAUAUCUAUCUAUCUAUCUAUCUAUCUAUCUAUCUAUCUAUCUAUCUCAGUCUGUUCAUAUCUAUCUAUCUAUCUAUCUAUCUAUCUCAGUCUGUUCAUAUCUAUCUAUCUAUCUAUCUAUCUAUCUAUCUAUCUCAGUCUGUUCAUAUCUAUCUAUCUAUCUAUCUAUCUCAGUCUGUUCGCACCUAUUUACCGCUCUAUCUCUUUAUCUCAGUCUGUUCCUUUCUAUCUAUCUAUCUAUCUAUUUCACUAUUUUCUUUCUUUCUUUCUUUCUUUCUUUCCUCCUUCCUUUUUUUCUAUUCUUCGUUCUUUCUUGCGACAAACACUUCGCUUUCCUUUCGUUGUUUCUUUGUUUCAUUCUCUUUACAUUUCUUUCAUUUUUCUUUCUUUCUCUCCUUCCUUCUUUCUGUCUUUCUUUCUGUCUUGAAACUCUUUUCCUGUCCUUUAUCUGUUACUUUCUUUCGUUUUGUGUUCUUUUUCUUUUCUUUUCUUUCUUUCUUUCUUUCUUUCUUUCUUUCUUUCUUUCUUUCUUUCCGGCUUUCACCUCCCCUCUCUUUCCUUUGUUUGUUUCUUUUUUUCUGUCCUAUCUCCUAUCUUCUGUUGUUCCUUCUUUCUUUCUUUCUUUCCUUCUUUCUUUCUUUCUUUCUUUCUUUCUUUCUUUUUUCUUCUUCUAUCAGAGAUGCUCAUGGUCUCUGCGUCUUCACCCCCUAUCCGCCUACCCCACAAUGUCAGAGAACAUUCUAUCAAUGCUAUUUGCUUUCUCCAUGUCUGUCUCUUUCAUCUUACUUCGAAGAUAA
Molecule: messenger RNA, 1515 nt
Organism: Acanthosepion pharaonis
Lineage: Eukaryota; Metazoa; Mollusca; Cephalopoda; Sepiida; Sepiidae
Source: the annotation of a GenBank genome assembly